Molecule: messenger RNA, 252 nt
Organism: Opisthocomus hoazin
Lineage: Eukaryota; Metazoa; Chordata; Aves; Opisthocomiformes; Opisthocomidae
Source: RefSeq, a predicted model, not a curated record
AUGAAGCACUCCUCCCACCAGCCCCGGGCAGCCUUCGCUGCGCUCUUCUUCGCCGCCACGCUCUGGUAUUCCUGCUCAGCAGACGCAAACUUCUGCUCGCAAGCGGCCAUGUGCUGCCCGACGGGCAUGGAUGAUUAUGGAUGGAUUGCAGCAGCCGUCGGCUGCAGCCUCUGGUUUCUGACACUCAUCCUGCUCUGCGUGGACAAGGUGAUGAAACUCCGGCCUGAUGAACCCAAAUAUUUGGUGGCCUGA